Molecule: messenger RNA, 4602 nt
Organism: Clupea harengus (Atlantic herring)
Lineage: Eukaryota; Metazoa; Chordata; Actinopteri; Clupeiformes; Clupeidae
Product: arrestin domain-containing protein 3-like
Biological process (GO): protein transport
Cellular component (GO): cytoplasm; plasma membrane
Source: RefSeq, a predicted model, not a curated record
UUGUGCCUUUGUUCACGCCCCUUUCGUUGCUGCCUGGUGUGUCUCGUUGUUCCUUGGCCAGCUCUGUCUUAUUUUCUAAUUUAGUCCUGUGUAUUUAAACCCUUGUGUUUCCUCAGUUCUCUGUUUUUCAAUGUCCGUGUGUGUGUGUGUGUGUGUGUGUUUCUCGCUGCACUGUCUGUAGGCUACUCCAAGUUGUAAGUUAAGAGUUCCUUGUCUUGAUUUAAAGUUAUUUCUGUGUCAGAAAGUGACGUAGGCUACCUUGCUAGUGAUGCAUGAAUAAGAAAGCACACGUCAUUUCUCAUGUAUGUCCUUGAUUACUUAUUGCAUCCUUGUUUUUACUUUUUCUCAGUAGGAGUGGCUAGGGAGUAAUUAAAGAUGGUGUUUAUGGUUGGUGAGCUUUUCCAGGAAGUCCACGACAUAAAACUCAGUCCCCUUUAUACCCUGUUAUAUUCGUCUCGAGCCGCAAUUUGCAAUAUUGCAAACAUGCCUUCAGCGAUUAAGAGCAUUUCAGUAACAUACGACGCAAUCAAUGAGGACAAUACUUUCAGUAGCGGUGACCGUAUUUCCGGGCGUGUUACCCUUGAUAUCGCUAAGGAAACGAAGAUUAAGUCUUUUACAGUUAAAGCGAAAGGUAAAGCAAGUGUCUUGUGGAGUGAACAUUAUGGUUCUGUUACAAUAGUUUACUCCGACAAAGAAACAUACUUCAAGUCGGAACAUUUCUUCAUACAAGAGAAGAAAAGUAAUGAAGGAGAUGGGUUUUCACUCCUGCAAGACCAAUCACAGGAGACGUAUUCUGAUGUUGUUCUUCCGGGAUGCCAUGUGUAUCCAUUCACUUUUCAAAUACCUCCGCAGGACAUGCCAUCAUCCUUCAAAGGUGAAACUGGAAAAGUGAUUUUCUUCCUUGAGGCAAAAUUGAGCAGGUCGAUGCUGCUGUCAACCAAAGACAAAACUGAGUUCACUUUUGUGUCCAGGACUGAUAUGCAUGUUCCAGACAUGAAGGCGGCUCAGUUUGGGACUACAGAGAAGAAUUUAAGGUUUCUUAACUCUGGAAGUAUCUCAGUGGGAGCAAGCAUCGACAGCAUGAAGUAUUACACUGGAGAUGAAUUAAAGAUAACGGCUGAAAUCCAGAACAACUCUUCUCGUGCUAUUAAGCCCAAAUAUUGCCUGUACCAGAAACAAAGUUACUUUGCUCUUAAGAACAGGCGGGUACACACUAAAGAUAUCGUCAAAGAGGAAGGAGAGCCCAUUGAACCAUCAACAAAUGAAACUGUGAGCUUAUCGAUGAGCAUCCCCUCAGACAUCACCCCCUCCAUUCUCGACAGCAGCCGGAUCCUCAAAGUGGAAUAUAGACUCAAGGUCUAUCUGGAUAUCAAGUAUUCCAGAAAUCCAGCGAUCAAGCUUCCAUUGGUCAUCCUUGCCCCGCCGCAGAUGGCAGGUGCAGCCACAGGUGCAGCCACAUCAGAUGCUUUGGAGAGAACAGAGCCUCCUCCUCCAUACAGUGCCUACAGUCUAUACCCAUCCCCCUUGGGCCCGUCAGGGAGUACGUCUGCAUAAUACUUUAUAGUGAAUGUGCUGAGAUGUUUUUACAUGGUUAGUCAUUUCAUUGUAAUAUUAAUUCAUAAUAGUUCAUAAUUUCACAGAAAAAUUUUACUGAAAUUCUGCACCACAGGGUUUUGUAUAAAUUGCAGAAUAUGCCAGACUGAUACCUAAGAAGACAUUGACUGCAUGUGUCAUAUUGUCACUGUAAACUAUAGUGUAGUAUAGGGCAUUUUUAGUGUUUACUAGUUAAAGGAAGAACUGUCUAUGAAACUGUACAAACAGUGGUAUCUCAAUAGCAUGAACUGGCCAGUUAAACAUUGUAACGCAAUUUACAGUGUCAAGUUGGGGUACCACUAGUACUUAAAAUAGGGAAAUAAUAAGAAGAUCAUUCACAGAGGGAUCACUACACAGAAACGGUGAAAUCUGCUUAAACUUAAAAAUUUCUUUUGACAUAUUCCUUUAAUUAAAACUCUAUCUAAAAUAUUAAACAACAUCGAAUUAAAUACAACCUGAAUAUUAAGACAAAUGUAGAGUAGUGGAAUGAUGAGGCCAAAGAUACGAAAGGUAUUAGGUAAUGUACAGGUCAUUAAUAAUAAAAAUAAUAAUAAUAAUAAUAAUAAUGGAUGUUAUUUGUAUAGCCCAUUUAAAAUACAAAGAAGUCUCAAGGUGCUUUACAUGGUUAAACAAUCACAACAAUAAUAAAAAGUAAUAGAAGUGCUAAAGAAGUGCAGAAAAUAGGAUAAUAUAAAAUACAAAAAAAAAAAAAAAAUUAAUUUAAAAUAAUUAAUAAUUAAAAAACGCAAUUUAGGACAGAAUAAUUUAAACAACGCAAUCUAAAAACAAAAAACAAAAACUAAACCAGGACUUUAGGUGAAGGCAGAGAUUAAUAGGAUGGUUUUGAUGUGUGAUUUAAAAGCAGCGAGGGAAUCUAAGGCCCUAAUGUUCUCCGGGAGCUUGUUCCAUAGACGUGGCCCCAGCGAGGAGAAGGCACGAUCUCCCAUUUUUGUCAGUUUUGUCCGGGGAACUGCAAGGGGGUUGGAGUUUCCUGACCUAAGUGUCCUGGAUGUGAAAUGAGGGGUGAGGAGGUCCUGGAGCUAGGUUGGACCGGUAGUGUGUAUGGCCUUGUGAACUAGGAGAAGGACUUUGAAAAUGAUUCCUUGGUUAAUUGGAAGCCAGUGGAGGGAGUGGAGGACUGGGGUUUAAACAACAUUGUAUGAAUUUAUUUGAUUUGCACCAUCAUUUUUUCCCCCGUCAAACCAACAACAGUUGAAGAAUAUUUACAUUUACAUUUACAUUUAGUCAUUUAGCAGACUAUUCCUAUUUCCUCCUCCUAUUUAAACAAGAAGUGUUUGAUACUAACUCUAAAAUAUCAACUAAUGAUUAUAUCACCAAUAUCGCCUUGAUUUAGAACAGAUUUCCAAUGUACACUAGAAUUAGCUUAAAGAGUGAAAAACUUUCCCUAUUUAUGUUUCCUCAACCAUAAAUUAAGCUUCAGAGAAUGACAUUUCCACCAUUUAGCUCACUAACUUAGAGAACAAAUGCACUGAACAUGUUGCAACAUCCUGGCAGUAGGAAACGCCUAGUGUGGUUCCUAGUUAGUAAGGCUGAACAGAGAACUUUUCACUUCAUACCUAAUGCCCCAACCAGUACUUUAGCCAUUGUGUUUUAAAAAAUAGCCCAUUGUAAUAAAUUAUAUUCAUCCAGCUUUUAUUAUUAUUAUCAUUAUUAUUAUUAUUAUAAUUAUUAUUUUAUUUUAUAAUUAGUGUUUUGGUGUCCUGGGGUUAAACAACCAUAGGGGAAAAUGAGUCAGCAGCACAUGACUUCUUAUCUCCUUAACCCUUACUAUCAACAGAGGUCAUGGAAACAAUAAAUGUCAUCGUCCUUUCUACUAAUCACGUCCGGGGGUUACUGUGCAUUAGUACAUUACCAUUGUGGUUUCACUCAUAACUGGUCUGGUUGAUGAGGUGAAUAUGAUGAUUUCUAAUAUGAGGAGUCAUCGUAUAGCCUAUUAUGUAAGUGACAAGAUGAGUUCUCCUUUAUUAAGACAAUGUUACAAAUCACUACAGACGCAAAGCAGGUCUCGAGGUAUCUAUAUUUCAACAGAAUGUGUGGGGGAAAUCUACUUAUCUCAACAUUGUGCACUACUUUAGUGAGACCAAAUGUUUUAUGUCUACUACUACUCUACUACUUGGAGGUGAGGUUGAACAGAUGCAUGUAGGCAGAAAAGACAAAGGUCACUUUGGCUGAUAUGAGCAUUCCAGAUAUUACACUUACAAAACCGUGACAGCCUUGGGUACCUUGAUUACUCUGCAUACCCUGUGUUUCAACCUGAAAUAUCCUCGUAGUGAGAUUAUCUUAUUUGUAUUUGUCAAUACAAAUAAAUACUUAUUUUAAAAAGCUACAACAUAUUCUCAUGACUACAAAUGAGUUUGACAAGAUACCUGUAGGUAAGAGGUAUACAAGUAAGAAUUCAGCCUUAACUGCAAUGAUACCUCAUUUAAGUAAUUGUGAUGGGCUUCAUUUACUGUUGAGUGGACUGUAUGUGUCUCCAUUUUGUCUUCCUGUGAUCACCCUGCCUUUAGAUCAGCGACAAUCCAAAUGUAAGUCUCCCUGCCCUUUAGCUGCAUGGAGAUAUUACAGAAAGUUUCACCUGACAUGAGUGAUUCCACAAGUACACAGUUGACUUGAAACAGUAAACCGUGAAAGUCAGCUGCUACUGUUGAAAGGAUGUCAAUUUGUCAACACGUGAGACAAGUUUCCUGAAACUGCCAUUCUAAAUUUCCAUAAAAGGUGUGUUCUGAUAGGUCUCGCCAAGCAGGAUGGGAAAGCUGAGAGCCGUGUUCCAUGACUUCUAUUACUCCCUUUGUGCCCUGUGAGCGAGGAAAAUAAUGUCUGAUUUCAGCUGUAUGGUACAGGCCCUUUUGAGUUUACAUGAGAGAAAUAUAUGGUACAUUUUUUGUGCUGUUUAUGAAUGAUGACCCUUUACAUAUAAAGGCCCCGUCACACCAUGACGUUCUGGUCAAAGUUCUCUGAACUUUCUAAUCGUUCAAUUUCGAGCGUUCU